Molecule: messenger RNA, 649 nt
Organism: Bactrocera neohumeralis
Lineage: Eukaryota; Metazoa; Arthropoda; Insecta; Diptera; Tephritidae
Product: general odorant-binding protein 19d-like
Exons: 5
Coding region: 65-538 (157 amino acids)
Biological process (GO): sensory perception of smell
Molecular function (GO): odorant binding
Source: RefSeq, a predicted model, not a curated record
AUAUUCGCUUUUCAGUUGAAUUUUAGUUCUGGUUUAUAACACUUCGUUGGAUUUAGAAGACAUAAUGGAAAUUCUUAUUGUGCUACCGAUUUUAGCAGUGUCUUCAGUAUUCACAAUAACAAUAGCUGCUGCUGAAUCUGAACCGCCACAUUAUAGUUCACUUCGUGUUAUGGCCGAGGCUGCGAUUGAAGAUUGCUACGAGGAUUCGGCUCAGAGUGUCAAAGUGCAGAUAACCGAUGAGAGUUUUGAUGAAAUAGUGAAGGGUUCUCGCACUAAUUUAUCUCACAAUGCGAAGUGUUUACGAUACUGUAUUAUGCGCAAAAAUGGCUUGUUAAGUAUGGAUAACUCAAUCGAUGAGGAAAACAUUUUGCAAAUAUUUGAAAUAAUACAUCCUCAAAUUAAAAAGGACUCACUACUGGAUGUAUUACAUAAAUGUUCGCGAGAAACGGAUAAGCAAACAGAUAAUUGUGAGCGCGCUUUCGUGGCAACCAGCUGUAUGCUCCGAGAGUUGCAAGCAGAUGGUAUAACCGAUAUUUAAAACAACAAUUGAAGAUGCCUUUUAAAUAUGUGUACAAUAUAAUUAUAAAUAUUAAAGAAAUUUUCAAAGGUGUAAAUAAAUCGCAUUUCUUGUAUAUUUCGAUGCUUGCAC